Molecule: messenger RNA, 837 nt
Organism: Rhinolophus ferrumequinum (greater horseshoe bat)
Lineage: Eukaryota; Metazoa; Chordata; Mammalia; Chiroptera; Rhinolophidae
Gene: APOL5
Product: apolipoprotein L5
Biological process (GO): lipoprotein metabolic process; lipid transport
Cellular component (GO): extracellular region; membrane
Molecular function (GO): lipid binding
Source: RefSeq, a predicted model, not a curated record
CGUGAUGUAGACUUUCCCGGUCUGAGGCUGGACAACAUCCUGUUUGAAGAGCUGAUGAAAUGUGAGAAAGAGUUCGUGCUGGAAGAAAAUCUGUCCAAGGAUGAACUAUUUCUCUUAUAUUUUCUCUUCUAUAAGUACAAGCUGAAAAAGAUUAUCAAAGAACUUAACACCAUCGCAGACCACGCUGACAAAACCCACAAGCUGCUCAGGGCCAGCCUGGUCGCCAACGGCUCAGGUGCUGUGUCUGCGGUCAUGACCGUUGUGGGUUUCGCCCUGGCACCUGUGACGGGAAGAGGGAGUCUGAUGCUCUUAGCAGCGGGCCUGGGGGCAGCGGCUGCUGUCACCAACAUUUUGACGAAUGUCUUGGAAAAUAGAAGCAAUUCGGCAGCAAGAGAGAGAGCUGGCAGACGUGGCUCUUCCAGCAACACUGUUGGAGGAACAAACUUGCCUGAGGUCAGAGUUGCUAGGGUUUGUGUUCAGGGUGGAUGUGUCAGGAGAAUCAGGCAACUUCGUGCCUACAGGAUGGCCCAAGCCAACUCUGGCUUCAUGGCGAUGGUCAGGAAUUUUGUGACCAUAGGCCCCGUGCCCUUCUGGAGAGCCAGAGGGGUGCAGAGAGCUGUUGAAGGCCCAACUCUGACCAUGACCACCAGUGCCCGGCUGGUGGGAGCUGCUGGGGUGAGCUUCUUACUUGUGCAAGAUGUGAAUAGCUUCCUGCGGAACUGGACACACCUGGAGGAACGGGCGAGGGCAGAGACCGCGGAGGAACUUAGGAUGCUCGCCUGGGAGCUGGAGGAGGAGCUGGGCCAGCUGACUGAGCUCCAGAGCUGGCCACCCUGA